Molecule: messenger RNA, 3361 nt
Organism: Hemiscyllium ocellatum (epaulette shark)
Lineage: Eukaryota; Metazoa; Chordata; Chondrichthyes; Orectolobiformes; Hemiscylliidae
Product: sodium/myo-inositol cotransporter-like
Exons: 4
Coding region: 1208-3361 (717 amino acids)
Biological process (GO): myo-inositol transport; transmembrane transport; inositol metabolic process
Cellular component (GO): plasma membrane
Molecular function (GO): D-glucose:sodium symporter activity
Source: RefSeq, a predicted model, not a curated record
GCCUAACACCGUUUGUUUUUACCUCUUUCGUCUGUCGGGCAGCUCGUUUAGUUUGUUUAUUUAAAUCUAACGGUUGGAGCUGCACGUGCGGUAGCGGAGUGCGACAGGUUUCUGUAUUCACCGGCUCAACAGAUGGUCCCCUUUCUGCCCUCACCUGUGGUUUCCUACCCUAACUGCUGAUGGUCACCCAGUCUCCUGUGAAUAUUUUACUACUAGCAACCUGUGAGGUGACAACCUUCUGGAAUGCCUGCUCCAGAAAACUUCCUCCCUGUCAAAUGUUGCUGUGUGCCCAGUUUCCCCUCAAGGUCUGGAUUGUGGUUAGCCACCUUGGACUUGUGCUAUUUUCUAUUGCAAGAUAAAACAUUACUUUAUUUUUGAUGAAAAACAGACUAGAAAAAUAAACAAUGUUUAUUCAAAAACCAGCCAAUUGCAAUUUUCUUUACAUAUAAUCUCAUGGUUAAAGCAAAUAUUGGGUGCUCCAGCCAAUUAAGAUGGUAUGUGAGCUGUAUCCUCCUGUUGUAUCUUCCGGAUUUCUGUUACCAGGAGCAGUUCGAACUUGGAAUAAGUGAGACGAAUGCUUCAUUUCACAUGGGAGACGGCAGGUCCAAGUCACGGUAUGAAGAAAGGACCCUGUGGGAUUAAUUUUUCACAUUUCUCAUUUUGGAUGUAUGGUCCAAACAGUGAAAGAUGACUUAAGAUUUUGGAGCUUUUAAUUUAAGUGUGGCGGGAUGCUAAUUGAAGCACGGUUGUGUGCCUGACUGAAUGAAACUGACUGCAUUCUUUGCAAAAAAAAGUUGUGAUCCUGAGAUUGACCCAUUUUCCGUAGCUGAACUGCAGUGCUCACUUUUCAAAACUGCUGGUAACUAAGAUGGAGUGUAACUCUAUUCCUCACUAGACCUGUCAGCAACAGCUAAGAAAUUCAACACCAACAAAUUAAGCACUGGCAGUCUUGUGGAGUGCUGCUAAAAGAGCAUGAGAAAUAGUCAGAAGUGAAGUUAACAAGAUAAAUAGUAGUUGACAUCCCAGUACCUGUACGACUGGAAUCCCAUAAUUUCGAUCAGGGCAGCAAACUAAAGGACAAAGUAUUACCAUUUUGUAUUGUAUGUUCUUUUUCUCCCCCUCUUUUGCUUUACUGCUGUCAAGUAACAGGGUUGGCCUUUGCCUGAAAAUUCUUCUGUAAAUUGAAUUAAACCUGUACUGUAAUAAAAUGUUUGGGUUAAUGGAAACAGCUGACUUGGCUGUUGUAGGAUUUUAUUUUGUUCUUGUAUUGUGCAUUGGCUUUUUUGUGAUGUGGAAGACCAACAGAAGUACUGUGAGUGGGUACUUUCUUGCAGGACGCUCCAUGACCUGGAUAGCAAUAGGUGCUUCAUUGUUUGUAAGCAAUAUUGGCAGUGAGCAUUUUAUUGGGUUAGCAGGAUCCGGGGCAGCCAGUGGGUUUGCAGUGGGAGCUUGGGAGUUGAAUGCAAUGUUGAUUUUACAAGUAUUAGGUUGGAUUUUCAUUCCUGUCUAUAUCAGGUCUGGUGUAUAUACCAUGCCAGAAUACCUUUCAAAACGUUAUGGUGGUAACAGAAUAAAAAUCUAUUUUGCAUUGUUGUCCUUGCUGUUAUACGUUUUCACAAAACUUUCCAUCGAUCUGUAUGCCGGCGCACUGUUUAUCCGGGCGUCACUUGGCUGGGACCUGUAUCUUUCUAUCGUCGUUCUGAUUGCAUUGACUGCAGUGUUAACUGUUACAGGAGGACUUGUGGCUGUCAUCUACACAGAUGUCCUGCAGGCCAUUCUUAUGAUUGGUGGAGCUUUAACACUGAUGAUCGUAGGAAUGGUUAAGGUGGGAGGUUUUGAGGAACUCAAACGGCGAUAUAUGUUGGCCUCACCAAAUGUUACAGCAGUCAUUGCUACUUUCAAUCUAACCUCUGUCAAUGCUUGCCGCAUUCACCCUAAAGAAGAUUCUUUAAAGAUAUUACGUGAACCAACUGAUGAAGAUAUUCCUUGGCCUGGUUUCCUGUUGGGUCAAACACCAGCUUCUGUUUGGUAUUGGUGUGCUGAUCAAGUCAUUGUGCAGCGUGUCUUGGCAGCAAAGAACAUUGCUCAUGCCAAAGGAGCUACCUUAAUGGCUGGUUUUUUGAAACUCUUGCCCAUGUUUAUCAUAGUCGUACCUGGCAUGAUUUCCAGAGUUCUCUUUACUGAUGAGAUUGCUUGCAUUAAUCCGGAGCAUUGUAUGCAAGUAUGUGGCAGCAGAGCAGGUUGCUCAAACAUUGCCUAUCCACGACUAGCGUUGGGAAUCUUGCCAGUAGGUCUUCGUGGCCUAAUGAUGGCAGUCAUGAUAGCAGCAUUAAUGAGUGAUUUGGAUUCUAUAUUCAAUAGUGCCAGCACCAUAUUUACUCUUGAUGUUUACAAACAUCUUCGAAAGGCUGCCAGUUCUCGUGAACUGAUGGUAGUAGGUCGUCUGUUUGUUGUCUUCAUGGUAGCUGUAAGCAUUGCCUGGGUUCCUAUAAUUGUAGAGAUGCAGGGAGGACAAAUGUACCUCUAUAUUCAAGAGGUAGCAGAUUAUCUCACCCCACCAGUGGCAGCCCUGUUUCUUCUUGGUAUUUUCUGGAAGCGCUGCAAUGAGCAAGGGGCUUUUUGUGGAGGAUUGGUUGGAUCUGUUUUGGGAAUUACACGCUUGAUUUUGGCAUUCAUAUAUCAUAUGCCAGAAUGUGAUCAGUUUGACACCAGACCAAAUUUUAUCAGAAACAUUCACUACAUGUAUGUAGCAGCAGUUUUAUUUUGGGCCACUAUUAUUACAGCUGUAAUAGUGAGUCUGCUGACCCCUCCUCCUUCCAAAGACCUGAUUUGCAGCACCACAUUCUGGGCAUUAAAAGACACAGAAAUCAUUGAAAGUGGUCAGAAAGAAGAAUCUGAUAAAUUAACAGAAAGAAGUCUGGCAAAAUGUAGUGACAGUGUUAGAUGUGCAGACAGUUCUGAUUGUAAGCAGAAAGAUGAUGAUUCGUCUCCACUGACUGCUCAAAUAGAAUUAGUUCUAUUGAUGCCUGGAAGUGGUGAGUCCAAAUCUAUGAGCCCUUCGUGUGUUGCUGAAGAUCAGAUGCAAAAUGACUGCUAUGUAAAUGGCCAAACAACUACUGAGGACCAAAUGAACAAAGAGGAACAUGACUUGCAAAGGAAAAACAUUUGGUGGAGAUAUUUUGAUAAAUGUUGUGGAAUCAAAAGUUACAGUGUGAAAAAAUCAGCAAAAGAUCCUGUAGAAAAUGAAGCUAUUUGCUUACAAAUGUUGCAGGAGAGCCCAAAAAUUAAAUUUAUACUGAAUUUUGGACUUCUUGUUGUAUGGUCUGUUGGCAUAUUCAUGUUUAUCUAUUUUUCUCUGUAA